CGACAGAACACAACCUGCAGAGGAGUGACCUAGAGAGCUCGUAGUGUAUCCGCCACGAGUUUUAUUAUUUAUUUAAAACACUGUGGUUUGGUUGUCGGCUCGUCUCCUCACUUGGUUGCCACAACUGAGGCGGUGCCUGGGUGCAGGACAGGAAUUGUUUUUUUUUUUUUUUUACUGCACUCCCCUUAGAGAUUAACGCGACACCCCCGGCUGUUGUCUUCCUCCUGGGGCAUUUUAAACCUCAGAGUGAUUGUGGACGGACAUGGCCGACACUUUAAGGAGACUAACCAAUACAUCUUCCUUCAGCGUCUUACAGGACAAGCUUGAGAGCUGGCACAAAGACUACCAUGUUAUUUCCUGUGACCAGAAUCUAAAUAGAUGUUGUGAGCUGAUUGAACUAACUGCCAAGAUCCAGGGCCAACUGUUUGCCAUCCUCAACCUCGCAGCCGCUGAAGGUGGACACUAUGCCGGAGUGGACACUCUCAAAACGCGCCUGCUGCCGUGGCUCGGAACGUGUUUCUCUAUGGCGAGGCCCUCGGUCACUGAUGACACCAGUCUACAGCUUAUCCAGGAUUCGGUGGAAAAGGACAGGAGGAUCAGGGAGCUCUCUGUCUCCCAUGAGAGUGACAUGCAGAAGAUGGAGACUCAGCUGUGCUCCACUCGCCUGGAGCUGGACUCUGUUAGAGAAGAACUGAUUGAUACUCAGAAAGAACUGGGUGAGACAAAGAGCAAAUCAGCAACCACUCUGCUGGCCACUGAAGAUGAAAUAUUACAACUGAAAGCAGAUUUGCGAUCCGCACGUGAGCAGGUGGAGAUUUAUAAGAGGAAGCUGGAGGCUCUUGACGACUAUGAGCGGCAGAUUCGCUUGCUGAGAGAUGAGGUGUCCUACCUGAGCACAGAGAAGGCCAUGCUGCAGGAGAGGCUGGUGAGAAGUCGUUCUCCGAGCCCCUUGCCUAGGCUCAGUCGCUCUUCCAGCCCCGCGAGGAGUGAGUCGCCCACCAGAGCUCAGCUCACCAAUUCCUCCCGCCAUGCACGCCUCGUAUCGCGCCUCAGUGACCUGUAUGCUGUCGAGCGUCUGGAGGCCCAGAACCUGCUUCGACGCUACAUUGCCGACUUAGAGAUGGUCCAGAAAAUCAUCUUCAUUGCUGUCAUGGAAUCCUUUAAGACAGCAAAAUUGGCUUACCGUCAGUUCAAGUUGCGUGUGAGAAAGACAUUGUCCUCAUCCCACUAUGGGCCAGAAAGUCUAGAGGAUGCAGCUGUGGACUACAUCGUCAGAAACCUGGACCUCUAUGACGUUCAGGCCAGCGUCAAUGAUGUGAUCAAUGCCAUGAACGUGAACCCUCGGAUCUCUUUCCCGCCAGAGGUGGACUUUGUCCUCAUCAGUACCUUGAUCAGGGAGACAUGCAGGGUGGCCUUUGCCAUGCAGACACUGGACCCCCCACUUGACUUGGCCUUUGCAAGUGAUGGAGAACUUUACAAUGACUGCAAGUAUCGUCGGAGCUAUGACUCAGAGUUCACUGCUCCUCUGGUGAUGUACCACGUGUGGCCAGCCUUGAUGGAAGGAGAUGCUGUGGUAGUGAAGGGCGAGGCCGUGACUAGAAGGGGUGCCCCGAGAAUAGUGAAAGCGCAUGGAAAGGCUCAUGUGUUUCCUGGGGAUGUGUCAUUUUUUGCAGUGGAGCAGAAGCCGGAGCAGGAGUGCCAGCCCUGUGCGCUCUCGUUCUCUCAGCCCCUCUCGCAGUCUUGCAUUUAACAGCAAAAGAAGCCUGUCUCCUGAACGUCUCACAGCUAGCCGCCUGUGAACUUUGGCCUCUCUGUCAUCAGGACAAGAAUCGACAUUUGUACUUCAUGUCAGUGAAAUAAAGGUUACACAUAUGCUUCCACCAAAUAAAAUAAUGAGACCCUGUGAUACUGUUACACCCAAAGGCUGCUCAGAGUUUACAUUGUUGAAGGGCAGAUUAAUAAGACAUUGACAGUAAUUAGUCUGGCAGCUAACUGAACAGUUGUCUUGGUUCACUAUAUUUACUCAGUAUUUUAAUGGUCAUCAGAAAGUUAAAGGUACAUUUUUCAGGGGAAAACUUGAGCUGCACAGCAGCACUUUCUUAUUCUGACAGCUCAUACAGCUCAAACAUAUUCAACCUUUUACUUUUUACCAAAAGUAAACACCUGUGGAGCAGAUUUCUUUGGCCGUGUUGUAGGACAUACAGUGUGGUGCUAAGGAUCAGUGCUAACUUUAACUCCUGCAGUACUUGAGUGACUGAUAUUGGUCAUAGUGAUAUUUAGUGUUAGUGAUUGUUGUGGUUUUUUUAUAUCUUAUUUUUAUUAUUUGGUGCUGUUUUAUAUUCUGAUCAUUAAUUUGAGCUAAAGCAAGACAUAGUGAGGUUUAAGAAAUUUUAAAGUAACAUAACAUGUGAUUUGUUAAUGAUGAGUAUAACUGGAGAUGGUGUUGCUUUUAAAGUCCAAAAUAUUUUUAAAAUCAGACUUUUAAAUUCAGACUUUUCCAAAUAGUGUUACCAGUUAGGGUGUAUAAAUAUAGAACUGGUAGAUUGUAAUUUUGCAUAAAUGUCUCUAUGCAUAAUGUACUGUAUAUCACCACUUACAUUUUCAUAUCCAGAACUACUGUACUUAAUGUUACCUUGAAUGGCUUGAAUUUACAAAAUACGGUCAAUACUGUAGGAUAAAUUAAUAAUUUGAUUUUGCUUUGAUUUACGUGCGAUGGAUAUAUUCUUUGGCUGUGCCUUUUAUGGUUGCUUUUUUUAAAGAAUAAAUGUCAAACCUUUAGUUUCCUGCAA
This is a messenger RNA of Micropterus dolomieu (smallmouth bass), 2789 nucleotides long. RefSeq names its product spermatogenesis associated 18 (gene spata18). The coding region runs from base 263 to 1750 and encodes 495 amino acids. Gene Ontology annotation, biological process: mitochondrial protein catabolic process; mitophagy by internal vacuole formation. Lineage: Eukaryota; Metazoa; Chordata; Actinopteri; Centrarchiformes; Centrarchidae. The transcript is spliced from 12 exons. Gene Ontology annotation, cellular component: mitochondrial outer membrane. The record is from RefSeq and is a predicted model, not a curated record.